AUGUCAUUGAAGGAGAUAAAAGAGGAAGACUUUGAUGAUUUCCUCCAAGAGUAUUUACGGCAAACACAAGAGGAUGAUGCAACCAGUCCACCAUCCUGCAAAGAAGAGAAGUGUUUCAUAGAGGGAAUGAAAGUGGAAGAAGAGACUCAUCUCAUGGAGGACAGUCAUGGUGGUAUAAUGUCCACCAGUAAGGCAGCAGAACCAUCCCAACUGGCCAUGUCUACGAAGGAGAUUAAAGAAGAAGACUUUGAAGAUUUUUACCAAGAUUACUUGCGGAGAACACAAGACCCACCACUGUUUAAAGAAGAAAUAGGUUUGUCACUGCAAGAUUCUGAUUCAUCCAUGGGUAAUAGAAUGGAACAAGAUACCUAUCUGAUAAAGAACGGUGACAUGAACCCCACAGAAAAGCAAUUGCAAAGUACCACAACUGGACAGACCUUUCAACAGCAACUCAGACAAAACCAGACAGUUCAUACUGGAGAAAAGCGACACCAGUGCAUCCAAUGUGGAAAGGCCUUUUUAUAUGCAUCUCACUUGAGGACACAUCAGAUGACUCAUACUGGUGCAAGGCCACACCUCUGCACCACAUGUGGAAAAGACUUUCCAGAUGCAACUCAGUUAAGGGUACAUCUGAGGAUGCAUACUGGUGAAAAGCCUUAUACAUGUACAGCAUGUGGAAAAUCUUUUACACAACAAGGUAAUCUUCAGCAGCAUCAGAGGAUCCAUACUGGGGAAAAGCCUCAUGAGUGUGCAACAUGUGGAGAGGAAUUCAGACAUGCACACUCUUUAAGGAGACACCAAAUGAGGAGACACACUGGUGAAAAGCCUUAUGAGUGUGCAUCAUGUGGGAAAGCUUUUGCAGAAAAGUGUACUCUUCAUAGACAUCAGCAAAUCCAUACUGAACAAAAGCCCCAUCAGUGUGCCACAUGUGGAAAGGCAUUUACACAAACGGCAAAUCUGAAAAGGCAUCAGAAGAUCCAUACUGAACAAAAGCCUUACCAGUGUGCCACAUGUGGAAAGGCCUUUGCACGAAAAUGUCAUUUAAUUGUACACGAGAGGACUCAUUCUGGACAAAAGCCUUACCAGUGUGCAACAUGUGGAAAGGCCUUUGUAAAAUCAGAUAAUUUAAUCGCACAUGAGAGAACUCAUUCUGCAGAAAAACCUUACCAUUGCAGCACAUGCGGCAAGGCCUUUGCACAAUUAGGGUAG
Molecule: messenger RNA, 1209 nt
Organism: Engraulis encrasicolus (European anchovy)
Lineage: Eukaryota; Metazoa; Chordata; Actinopteri; Clupeiformes; Engraulidae
Product: zinc finger protein 501-like
Exons: 4
Coding region: 1-1209 (402 amino acids)
Biological process (GO): regulation of transcription by RNA polymerase II
Molecular function (GO): RNA polymerase II cis-regulatory region sequence-specific DNA binding; DNA-binding transcription factor activity, RNA polymerase II-specific
Source: RefSeq, a predicted model, not a curated record